AUGAAUCACAAUUCAAUUUUUAAUUUAUUUAUUUCUCAAUUUGAUUGUAAAACCAAUCAAUGCGUUUGUAUUAAAAGGCAAUAUGAAAAAACAAUGGAACUUCCAUUAUGACAAUAAAUUAAUUAGCAUGACAUUGAUAUGAAUAAACAUAAGAAAUGACCAAUAUAAAUUAAACAGAUAUUUUACAGGUGAAUUGGGUUACUUAAAAAGGUACAGUAAUCAAGGAUUAAAGCUUGAUUCUUUUCAUGGUUUCCAUCUGUCAAAUCUUCUCGAAGAUCAAUGAACAAAUCAAAUUAAAUUUAUUCUUACCUAAUUGUUUCAAUUUCCUUGUUCUAAUUGCAUAGAAUUCCUUAGUUAAUUCGAUGAAAUGAUUGCGUCUUAAUUGAUGGGAUCAACGACAUGAGUUGAUUCAAAGCAACAUAACAAUAAAACUUGACUUGAAAUCAACUGUUGGUUGAUAAUCGACUAACAAAAGGAUCGACUGAACGAGUUUAAAUAGAUGAACAUUGAGAUUGGUCCAGACGAAAUGAAAUGUCAGGCAAAUUUUGCUCUAUUUUGCUUUCUUGGUUUUGAAUCUAAACCAAGCUAUGAUCCUUCAAAUCUGAUGGCCUGAAGGGUCCAUUUGAAAUUGACAAACUGACACUUUAAGGUGAGAUUAGUUCUAAUCAGUUUCGUUCCAUCCUCCAUGUUCAAACUUACCUAUCAUUGUGAAUUUGAAUUUGAAUCCUUUAGUUUAAAUUUGACAUUUCUUCAUUCCUUCAUUUUACUCUGUGCUAGUUUUAAUACACAUUGAAUAUUCCUUGUUUUCUUUUCUUUUCUUUUCUUUACCUCGCUUAUAAUGUCUAAGUCAGCAAUUGCUAUUGUUUUGUUUUUAAUUUUAGUUGCCUAUUCGGAAUCAAUGUUUAUUAAGCAUUUAUUCAAGUCAUAUGAUGAAUAUACGAAAAACGAAGAAUUAGAUUUCACGUCUAUGGUCUUGAUGUUUGUAAAUCAAACUAAACCAUGGCUUCCAGGAUGUGUUAUCAGCUUGGUCAAGGAACAUCCAGAAGUAUUGGUUAUGGAUAAGAAUACAGAAGACUUUGUGUAUGUGGAUCCCCAAUUUAUUGAGAUUAUGGCUGAUAUGGUGCUACGUAAAAACAGAACAAAAUUGGAACAACUUUUCUGUUGAAUUCGAUAUAUAAAUACAUAUUGUAGUUGUACAAUCCAUGCCAAAUAAACGCCAAAAUUUAUUCACA
Messenger RNA from Tetranychus urticae (two-spotted spider mite), 1232 nucleotides. The record is from RefSeq and is a predicted model, not a curated record. NCBI's taxonomy places the organism in Eukaryota, Metazoa, Arthropoda, Arachnida, Trombidiformes, Tetranychidae.